GGUAUUCGCUCAAGGCAGUACCUGGGGCUCCAGCGGAAUUUGCAUUCAUCCCCAUUGUAAACAAAUACAGAGAGAAAUAGGCAGAUGAUGGAAACACGUGUUGGAGGAGAAGCCUGCAGGCUGGGGACUUCCUUUUGCGUUUUGCAUUUUUGUGGUCUGAUAGCAGCCAGUGAGUAAAAGCCUCUGCUUGAAACUUUCAAGAAUCCAGACACUUUGCUGAAUGCAGCUUGCAACUUGAGAGAGACGUUCUCCAAACCAUUCAGGGCUGUUCGCUCUUCCGAUGCUGACGGAUUUUGAAUCAUAGUUUGAUAUAUUUUUUAAAAAACUUCAGAAGAAACCCUAACAAAGUGUGUUAUGUGGGAACUCUGAAUAUUGGUUAUUCAAUUUUAGGGAAAACCAGGUAUUUAUCAUGAAAGCAGCGUAAAGCGUCAAAACACCGGUACCAUCUUAUUAGCUUACUGGAAGUGAGGACAUUGUUUCCCAUUUAUUUUAAUGAGCCGCUUCGCCGCCAAAAUGAAAGACGACUACAGUGAAGAAGAGGAAGUGCAUUCUAUGGGUUACAAGAGGUUUGGAAUCCAGGAAGGGCCUCAGUGUAAUCGAUGUAGAAAUAACUGGGCACUGAAAUUUGCUAUUCUGCUGCUCUAUGUCCUGUGUGCCAUGCUGACCAUUACUGUAGCCAUCCUGGGAUAUAAAGUUGUACAGAGAAUGGACACUGUGACCGAAGGAAUGGAAACAUCACGAAAGAGUUAUACAGAGAAACUAACUGCAGUCGAGACGGAUCUGAAGAAAUUAGAUGACCAGACUGGUGUGAAAGAUGAAAGUACCACGACAGAACUGUCUAAAUUCAAAACAGAUAUCCAGUUUCUUCAGAACCAACUUGAUGACAUUGCAGACAAAGCUUCCAAAAACAAACUUUCACUGGACAAGCUACAAGAGACUGAGCAAUCAAUGACAACCAACCACAACGCUCUGAAAACUUUGUUGGAUAGCAACUCAAGAUCUAUCAGAGACAUAAACCAGACUUUAUUGACAUACAGUAGUUACAUUACUAACUUGGAAGAACUCUCUGAUAAUCUGCAAAAUGACAUACAAAGGCAAACCAAGUCUCAGAGCAAUGCAGUGAUAAAUCUCAGUCAGUUAAAUCAGACACAGAUCCAGCAAAGAGAUUUAUUCAAUGCAUUGCAAAAAUCUGUUGAUGAUACCAGUCAGUCCAUCCAGAAAAUAAGGAAUGAUUGGCAGGCUCUCCAACACACUAUGCUUCAAGCACAAAAAGACACAGACUGGCUGAAAGAGAAACUGCAAUAUCUACAAUUGCAAGCAAUGAACAACUCAAUCAUGGUGACUGGUAAUAGUGAUACUUUGGAAGAUAUGAGUAAUCAGCUAAACACUCUGAGUUCACAGAUGGGAAAUACCAGUUUCAUGGCUAACAUUCACGAAGAGAGUCUCAGGGAUCUGCAGCAGUUUCAAAAAGCUCAUGAAAACAAAACGUCUGCCAGUUUUGAACAACUUGAAGUGCGCAUGGAUGUAAAUGAGAGAGAUAUCAGUAGUAUUAUAGGGAACAUCAGUUGGACUGUGCAACAUCUUCGUUCAUUGACAAGCAAUUUGAAUGAUAUAAAAACCACUUGCACCAAUACAUUAAAUCAACAUGCGGACCAACUGACAAUCCUGACCAAUGAUAUGGACAGUGUCCAAACAGACAGCUCUCUCCUCAAAGCACAGCAAGGUAUAAUGAAGGCCAGGUUGGAUAUUGAGAUUGGCAACUUGUCUAUGAUCAUGGAAGAAAUGAAACUUGUCGACACAAAGCAUGCUCAGCUGAUUAAAAACUUCACAAUUCUUCAAGGUCCUCCUGGCCCAAGAGGUCCGAAAGGUGACAAAGGAAUACAAGGACCAAGUGGCACAAGAGGAGCCAGAGGACAAAAAGGGGAUCGCGGAGAAGUCGGAAAACCUGGACCGAUGGGUCCAAAAGGUUCUGGAGGCCCUCCUGGAUCAAGAGGAGAGAAGGGAAGUCAAGGAUAUAGAGGCCCUCCUGGCAUAAAAGGACAAAAAGGUUCAAAUGGAAGACCUGGUGCAGCAGGAGCUAAAGGGAGCAUGGGACUGCCGGGUCUAGAUGGACCUGUUGGCAAACUAGGUCCAUCAGGACUACCAGGGCAACCAGGUCAACCAGGAGCACCAGGAGCUACAGGGCCCCCAGGACCAAAAGGCCCCCCAGGACCAAAAGGCCCUCCUGGUCCACCAGGCCCUCCAGGUCCCAUAGGACUAAUAAACCAAGCUCCGACUCUUCCUCCAAAACCAAAUGGUUGUCCUCCUAAAUGGAAGAAUUUUAAGGAUAAAUGUUAUUAUUUCUCUGUUGAUCUUGUCGAAUUUGAAGAAGGAAAUAAUAUGUGCAAAAACAUGUCAUCCAACAUGAUUAUAAUUAAUAACAAUGAAGAACAGCAAUGGGUUGGAAAACAAAUACGUGGAAUAAAUUACUACUGGAUUGGUCUGUCAGACACUGAAGAGCACAAUGUAUGGAAAUGGGUGGAUGGAACUGUUGCAGAAUACACAAACUGGAGGCCAGGGCAACCCGAUAACUGGCAACAUGAAACAGCAACAGAAGAUUGUGCUGGCUUGGCUACAGGUGCAUUGUGGAACGACUUCUUCUGCACAGACCUCAAUGGUUUGAUUUGUGAAAAGAGUGUCGACAAAGGUCAACUUAAAGCGUGAUUCUCCUGAGUAGCCUAAAGAGCACAUCCAGAGACAUUUCCAGACCAGUUUCAGAGGUGGUCAUCAGUUUCAGGCCUUCGAUUACCAAAGGAAGCUUCUGAUCUGCGUCAUUAACCUAGCUUCCCAAACAUCAUUUCCUCAUGCCGGGCUUUUGAAGUUAGAUCUUCAGCCCACUUUAACUUUUAAUUUGAAGUUAGCCCAAAACUUAAUUCUUUAAAGAAUAUCUAUUAUUCAAUAACAAUUAUUGUUUAUGGAAGGUGAAAUAAGCAAGAAAAUAUAUUGCAAAAUCCAAGAGUCCUUUUUUUUUGUUUUAUUUUCCUUAAAUACUUAUGACAGUAUAAGAAAAUUUAUACAUUAACACUAGUGUUUAAAAAAUAUUUACCAUUCUGCAUAGUAACAGACAUACACACAGCUUUCCAGUUUUCACGAAUGUUUCUACUGAAACAUCUGUGUUGAGUUUACAAUGAAAUUUUUUAAAAUUCCCCUAUUAUCAACUAAAAUACCAAAUAUAUGGUGUAGGAACAGGAUUUGAAUUGGAUCUCAUUUUGUUACCUUCCAGUUGCUGUAGAGAUGACUUCUUAAAUGUUUGAUCACAAAAGUAAGAGAAAACUAUUGCUCAUCUGCUUAAGUAAUUUUACUUUCAUUGGACAAAAAUAAUUUCACCCGAAAGCAGAAUGUGUUAAGAGUAUACUUACAAAUGCAAAUGUUACAGUUCAAUGGGAAGGGAAUUACUGUGCUUUCUGAUCAUGAAGGUCCAUUUUGACAUCAGUAGCUGGACAUCCCAGAAGGGAAGUAAAAAAGGCACCACUUUCUUUAUAUUUAAGCAAUGUCACUGGAACAAAAGAAACCAAUCAUGUAAACUACUGCCCUACACAACCUUUUGACUUGCAUGAAAUGCAAUCCUAUGUGAUCUAUAAUUAUUCCCAUUUUAAACUAACCUAAGGAUUUACACUAACAAUUAAACCCUAUUUAAGAGUCUACCAUGACCACUAAUUAAAUAUUCAAAACAUUUAAUCAGUCAAUAUUUGCAAAACACUUACGCAGUAAUGCUCAGCCGUCAACUGCCGAUGGAGUCAGCGAUGUAAAAUAUAAAGAUCCUUUCAAUUCAUAUUUGCAAAAACUGUAUGAGAUAGUAACUAGUUUUGUGCCACACUUUGUUUAAAUAGUCACAUAACAAAACAGAAUACAAUUAAUUAAGAUUAAAUUACAUUCUGUUAUUCUCAGUCAUUCCAUCUUAUGAAAGGUUUGAUUUCAAUUCUGAUCCAAUAUUUUGAAAAAAACUAUUUUUCACCUAUUUAGAUUUGAAGAAGAAGAAUGAUCCCAAAACAAAUUUUAUUAGUUACUUGGUUACAAAUCAGUUUUAAAAUAGCAAUUAGACUGAGGCAAUCAAGUCAGAUCGUGGAUUACAGUGCUUUGCAAUUUUCUUAUUUUAAACUUGCCAUAUUAGGAAGCUACCAAGCAGAACACAGUACUAUCCCACAAAGGCAGGGGGCUGAAGUCAUUGAUCUGGCUGUCCACACUCAAACAUCUGUGGCAACUAGUUAUAGAGCAGUACUGGCUCAGUCUGAGGAGGAGAUUGCAAGUCCAUUCACUCAGCCAGAGAAAGUAAGUGAAAAGGGAAAUUAAAGUAAUUGCAAUUAAAGAGAAAAUAGGUUUUGUUACAUCAUUAUCGAAAGCAAAUGUCAUAUGACAGUGUUUUUAAACAUUCCUUUAAGAGAGUCAAUUAAAAGCCAUGCACCAUAGUCAGUUUUUGCUUUAAGUAACUUCAAUGGGCUCAGCACAUGGAUAUGUAUUACCUUACUGCCAAAUACAUCUGUAAUAACUAAAACUAAAACAAAACCAAAAUGAAUUGUGAAAUAAAAAUAAUUUUGUUUAAA
Messenger RNA from Hemiscyllium ocellatum (epaulette shark), 4580 nucleotides. It is a transcript of the gene colec12, whose product is annotated as collectin sub-family member 12. The coding region runs from base 493 to 2703 and encodes 736 amino acids. Lineage: Eukaryota; Metazoa; Chordata; Chondrichthyes; Orectolobiformes; Hemiscylliidae. The record is from RefSeq and is a predicted model, not a curated record. The transcript has 10 exons. Gene Ontology annotation, molecular function: signaling receptor activity.